AGUCUUGGCAGCUGGGGAAGGAGCGCCGCCCGAGGAUGGAGAGCAAGCCGGCAGUCAACGGCCAUGCCGCCCCCCUCUCCCACCAGGAAGACGCCUCGGGGGCAAAGCCCUUGCGCCAGGACGUUCUGCCUUGCAAACAGAAAAACGCCGCUGAUGGCGAUGUGGCGGCGAUGGAUGGUUCCAAAGCACCCUUGGGGGCUGCCAGCAGCAUCGCGGGGGUGUAUGUGGAGGCCUCCAAGAAGAUAAUGAGCUUUUAUGAUGCCACCAGGGAGCAUCUCCUAAGCCUGGAUUCGGCACUCGGUCUUCUCGAGGCCCAGGCGGCUACAGGCUUCCUCACCGACCCAGCGAGGAGCUGGCAUGGCUCUGUGGCGGAAGCCGUGCGGCUGGGGCUGGUGGGGCUGGAGCUGAAGGAGAGGCUGCUUGCUGCAGAGAGAGCUUCCACUGGCUUUGUGGACCCCUACUCGGAAGAGAAAAUCUCCCUCUACCAGGCCAUGCAGAAGGACCUGGUUGGGAGGGAGCAAGGCAUGCGGCUGCUGGAGGCCCAGAUGGCAACCGGAGGCGUUGUUGACCCAGCUACGGGCUGCCGGCUCCCCGCAGACGUGGCCUGUGAGAGGGGGCAUUUAGAUGAAGAGCUGAGACAGCUCCUCUCUGACCCCAGCAAUGAGGACAGCAAAGGGUUCCUCAACCCCAAUACCAUGGAGAGGGCCACGUACGUGGAGCUCAUCAGGCGGUGUGUCGUUGAUCCGGCCUCAGGCUUCCUCCUCCUGCCCCUGCAAAUCACGUUCCCGGGGCUGGGCGGGAGGGUGAGCAGCAGGGACCUGCUGGACGCUGGCAUCAUUGGCCAUGACGUGUUCAGAGCUCUUGAGGAGGGAAGGGUUUCUGCCCAGGAGGUAGCAGAGAGCGACUCCGUUCAGCAGUUCCUGGACAGGACGAGGAGCGUGGCUGGUGUUGUCCUGCCUUCCGGCGAGCGGAAAAGCCUCUACCAGGCACUGAGAGAGCAUCUCCUUGUGCCUGGUGCUGCUCUGAUGCUCUUGCAAGUCCAGGCCUCCACCAGCAGCCUGACAGACCCCAUAAAGAACAAAAGCUACUCAGUUGAUGAGGCUGUCAGGGUUGGUCUUGUCGGCCCGGAGCUUCAUGAGAAACUGUCUUCAGCUGAGAGGAGCAUCACCGGGUACAGGGACCCCUCCACUGGGGAAGUCCUCUCUCUGUUCCAAGCCAUCAGGAAGGGCUUUAUCCCCAAGGACCACGGCAUUUGCCUUCUGGAGGCUCAGAUGGCCACAGGGGGUAUAAUUGCUCCAGGCAGGCACCUCCGUGUCCCCACAGAGACAGCUUGCAAGUGGGGGUACCUGGAUGAGGCCACGUGGCAGCUCCUCUCCAGCCCUACCGAUGACAUGAAAGGGUUCUUCGACCCUAGCUCCAAGGAGAAGCUGACCUACGCAGACCUGCUCAAGCACUGUGUCACCGAUCCCCAUACAGGACUCUUGCUGCUGCCGCUCGGUGAAGGGUGGGAAGGAUCCGAGGGAACCACCCUCUUCUUUGACCAUAGGACCCAAACAGCUCUGGAAAACACACGGGUGCCCAUUGCUUUGGGUAAAUUCAAGGGAAAGUCGGUGUCCCUCUGGAAACUCCUCUUCUCAGAUGGCAUCCCGAGCAAGCAAAGAGCUGCUCUCGCCCAGCAGUACCUUGUGGGAAUGCUUUCCAUCCAAGAGCUGGGUAAGGCAGUCAGUGCCACCCUUGAGGAGAUGGCUUCCACGGCUAAUGUCACCUUCGAAGGACUGAGGGACCGGGUGACGGCUGACCAGCUCCUGAGCUCUGAGAUCAUUAACCAAGAGUUGUUUAAAAAACUGAAGGAGGGAGAAACAUCGGCCAAAGACGUUGUCAGCAUGGACACUGUCAAGAAGUACUUGCAAGGGACGGGUAGCAUUGGUGGGCUCCUGCUUCCUGACUCCCAGGAGAAGGUCAGCAUCUACCAGGCAAAGCGGAAAGGACUUUUGCGGCCUGGAACGUCACUGAUCCUCCUGGAGGCACAGGCUGCUACUGGAUUUAUCAUUGACCCAGCUGCCAACAAAAGGUAUUCUGUGGAUGAGGCGUUACGAGCAAACAUCAUUGGCCCAGAUGUCUACGACAAGCUACUGACUGCAGAGAAAUCGGUCACUGGCUACAGAGAUCCUUACUCAGGGAACAAGAUCUCCCUCUUCCAGGCCAUGAAGAAGGAGCUCAUCGUCAAGGAGCAUGCUAUCCGCCUGCUGGAGGCCCAGAUCGCCACCGGCGGCAUCAUCGACCCCGUCAACAGCCACCGCAUCCCCGUGGAGGUGGCCUACAAGCGGGGCUACUUUGACAAGAAGAUGAACUUAAUCCUUUCUGAUCCCAGCGACGACACCAAGGGCUUCUUCGACCCCAACACCCACGAGAACCUCACCUACCUGCAGCUGAAGGAGAAGUGCAUCACAGAGCCGUCCACUGGCCUCUGCCUCCUUCCUCUGAACAGCAGGAAGCGCCCGCGCCGAGAGAUAUUCAACCACUACCAGCUGAGGAAGCUCACCCUGGAGCAGAUUCGAAUCAUGUUAGAGGAGGAAAUGAAAAAGUGGGCCCCCGUCAAGUUCCCAGCCCUGAGGGGCAGCGUCAGCGCUUACCACCUGAUGGAAACGGGUGUCAUUGGCAAGGCCUUGUUUGAGAAGGUGUUGGAGGGAUCCGUCACACCAGAGGAAGUCCUGCGGAUGGACUCCGUCAGAAAGUACCUCUACGGCUCGGGCAGCAUUGGCGGGAUUGUACUCCAGCCCUCAAACCAGAGGAUAAGCAUUUACGAGGCCAUGAAGAAAAACCUGAUGGUACCAGGAGUAGCCCUCCCACUGCUAGAGGCCCAGGCUGCCACAGGCUUCAUCAUCGAUCCGGUGAACAACCAGAAACUGUGUGUGGAUGAUGCCAUCAAGGAGGGAGUCAUUGGGCCAGAAGUCCACGAGAAGCUGCAGCAUGCAGAAGGGGCUGUGACAGGCUACAAAGAUCCUUUCACGGGCAGGAAGAUACCCCUCUUCCAGGCCAUGAAGAAGGGCCUGAUUGCUGACAAACAGGCCAUGCAGUUGAUGGAGGUGCAGAUGGCGACGGGAGGCAUCAUUGACCCAACGUGUGGCCACUAUAUCCCCAUAGAGUCUGCCCAGAGGCGAGGGUGCCUGGAUGAGGACACAAGCAGGGCCCUUUCUAAGCCCAGUGACAGCAACAGGGUCUUCUGCGUCCCCGACAGCAAAGAGACCGUGACCUACGCCGAGCUAAUCAAGCGCUGCCAGAAGGACGAGGUCUCCGGCUUCCACUUGCUGCCUCUGCCACAGAGAGCUGCUCCUGCCCACACUGAUGAACAUAUCCAGCGGAUUUUGAAAGAAACUGUGGUGAAGGCAAAGGGGGUCUCCCUCUGGGAGCUGAUCCACUCUGGAUACUUUACCGAGGAGCAGAGGAGUGACCUCGUGGAGAAGUUCCGGUCCGAGGAAGUGUCGCUGCAGCAGCUGGUUGCUCUUGUGCUCAGACUGGUUGGGGAGAUGGAAAUGAAAGCCCGCACCCACAUCACCUUGGAGGGCUUGCGGGGCAGUGUCCCCGCAGUCUGGCUGCUGGAUGCUGGCAUCAUUACUGAGAAGACAUUUGAAGAACUGGCUCAGGGCAUAAGGGCUCCCGAGGAAGUGGCUGCAAUGGAGAGCGUGAAGAGGUACUUGCAGGGCACGGGCAGCAUCGCCGGGGUAUUCAUAGAGGCAUCCCAAAAGAAGAUGAGCUUUUACGAUGCCAUGAAGAACAACCUCCUCCUCCCUGGGGCUGCUCUGAGGCUGCUAGAAGCUCAGGCAGCCACUGGGUACCUAAGCGACCCAGCAACAAACCAGAGACUCAGCGUGGCGGAUGCUGUGAAAGCAGCCGUGGUUGGGGAAGAGCUCACGGAGAAGCUCCUUCUGGCUGAGAGGGCAGUGACCGGCUACACCGACCCCUACACAGGGAGCACCAUCUCACUGUGCCAGGCGCUCAGGAAAGAGCUGAUUCCCCUGGGAGAUGCCGUCCCCUUGCUAGAGGCCCAGCUGGCCACGGGAGGGGUCAUCGACCCCAUUCACCAUCAUCACCUUCCACUCCAGGCUGCCUGCAGGUACGGCUUCUUCGAUGAGGACCUGAACCAAGCCCUCUCUCAGCUGAAUGAGAGCACCAAGGUCUUUUUCGAUCCAAACACAAAGGAGUACGUGACCUACCAGCAGCUGAAGGACAGAUGCAUUCACGAGGCUGGGUCAGGCCUCUGGCUCCUUCCUCUGUCAGAAAACGCCGUGUUCUGUGUGGAUGAACAAACCAUGGAGGUGCUGAAAUCUGUGACUGUUUGUGUCAACAUAGGGCGGUUCAAGGGACAGACAGUGUCCGUCUGGGACCUUCUCAACUCAGAGUACCUCUCAGAGAGCAAGAGAAGAGAGCUGGUGCAAAGGUACAAAGAUGAGAAUGCUGAAGUGCUACAGGAAAUCGUAACGAUCGUUACCACAAUCAUCGAGGAGACUGAGACCCAAGGCACGAAGUUUGCAUUCAAGGGCCUGCGGAAAAGAGUGUCCGCCGGUGACCUCUUCCAGUCUCAACUGAUAGACAAAAAAACCCUCGAUGAGCUCAGCCAGGGGAAGAAAACAGUCAAAGAGGUCACUGAAAUGGACUCUGUUCGCAGGUACCUGGAGGGCAGCAAUUUCAUAGCAGGGGUCCUUAUACAGCCAAGCCAGGAGAAGAUGAGCAUCUACCAGGCUAUGAGGAAGGGCAUCCUGAGGCCAGGGACAGCACUGGUGCUACGGGAGGCGCAGGCUGCCACUGGCUACAUCAUUGACCCAGAGAAAAACAAGAAGUUUUCGGUGGAGGAAGCAUUAAACACAGGUCUAAUUGGAGGGGAGAUUUUUGAAAAGCUGCUCUGUGCAGAAAGAGCCGUGACGGGCUACGCUGACCCCUACACAAGAGCCCCAAUGUCUCUGUUUGAAGCUAUGAACCAAGGACUGAUUGUGAAGAGCCACGGCAUCCGCCUGCUGGAGGCCCAGAUCGCCACCGGUGGCAUCAUCGACCCCGUGCACAGCCACCGUAUCCCCGUGGAGGUGGCCUACCGACGCGGCUACUUCAACCAGGAAAUGAACCAGAUCCUCUCCGACCCCAGCGACGACACCAAGGGUUUCUUCGACCCCAACACCCAUGAGAACCUCACCUACAUGCAGCUCCUGGAGAGAUGCGUCCAAGAUUCAGAGACCGGGUUGUACAUGCUACAAGUUGUACAAGAAGGAGGGAAGUACUUCUACAUUGAUGAGCUUACAAAGCAGGUUUUGCGCUCAAAGCCCCUUGAGGUGAAAGUUGGAAAGUUCAAGGACCAAGCAAUUUCCAUCUGGGAAGUUCUCUGCUCUCAUUACAUCUCCGAGCAGAAAAGGAAAGAACUCGUGAUGCAGUACAAAUGCAAAACCCUCACACUGGAAGGUCUUGUCUCCCUCAUCCUCAAAAUAAUCGCGGAUAUGGAGCAAAGAGCAGAAGCCCUCAAGGUUAGAGGACUCCGGGGGGAUGUGUCAGUAUCAGAACUGUUUAACUCUGAGAUAAUCAACAAGACAACUCUAGAUGAGCUGCAGGAUGGGAGCCUCACCCUUGCCAGCCUCACAAAGAGGGACACCGUCAAAAGGUACUUGGAUGGCACUGGAUGCAUUGCCGGGGUUCUGCUCCCAUCACGGAAAGAGAAGAUGAGCAUCUACCAGGCCCUGAAGAAGGGCCUCCUCACCGAGCAAUGUGCACUAGGGCUGCUGGAGGCACAGGCUGCCACCGGUUUUCUCAUUGACCCACUGAAAAAUGAGAGGCUCUCUGUGGAUGAGGCCAUCUCCUCUGGGCUGGUGGGGAGCAACUUGCACAAGAAGCUCCUGUUGGCAGAGCAAGCUGUGACAGGGUACACAGAUCCUCACACAGGAAAGAAAAUAUCCCUCUUCCAGGCCAUGAGGCAAAAGAUAACAGCCAAGGAGCACGGCAUCCGUCUGCUGGAGGCCCAGAUCGCCACCGGUGGCAUCAUCGACCCCGUGCACAGCCACCGCCUGCCCGUGGAGGUGGCCUGCCGGCGUGGCUACUUGGAUGAUGAUAUGUUUCUCCUACUUUCUGAUCCAGAUCACGGUAACAAAGGUUUUAUAGAUCCAAACACUCAUGAGAAAAUCAGUUACAGUCAGCUCCUACAGAGAUGUUCCAAAGACCAAGAUACCGGCUUGUAUCUGCUGCAGGAGGACAGAAGGGACAUCUGGUUCCAAGGACUCAGACAAAAAAUAACAGCGUCAGAACUUCUCAGUGCUCAGAUUAUUACAGAAGAAACAAUGGAAAAACUCCAGGAUGGAAAAGAGACGGCACAAGAAAUAGCACAAAUGGAAAGUGUGAGAAGAUACCUUGAGGGGACUGGAAGCAUCGCUGGUGUGCUGGUGCCCUCCAAGGCCGACCCCGCCAAGAUGGAGAAGAUGAGCAUCUACCAGGCCAUGUGGAAGGGAAUCCUGAGACCAGGGACAGCACUGGUGCUGCUGGAGGCGCAGGCUGCCACUGGGUUCAUCAUCGACCCGCUCGCCAACAAGAAGCUCUCCGGGGACGAGGCCGUCUCGUCCGGGCUGAAGCUCUCCGUGGACGAGGCCGUCUCGUCCGGGCUGGUGGGCAGCGAGCUGCACGAGAAGCUCCUGUCGGCCGAGAGGGCCGUGACGGGCUACACCGACCCCUGCACCGGCGACCAGAUCUCCCUCUUCCAGGCCAUGAAGAAGGAGCUCAUCGUCAAGGAGCACGGCAUCCGCCUGCUGGAGGCCCAGAUCGCCACCGGCGGCAUCAUCGACCCCGUGCACAGCCACCGCCUGCCCGUGGAGGCGGCCUACCGGGAUCCCUACCGGCGCGGCUACUUUGACCAGGAGAUGAACCAGAUCCUCUCCGACCCCAGCGACGACACCAAGGGCUUCUUCGACCCCAACACCCACGAGAACCUCACCUACAUGCAGCUCCUCCGCCGCUGCGUGCCCGACCCGGACACUGCAAAUGUCAAGCGGGACCAGAGGGCGGUAGGGGACCCGCGGAGGGGGUCAGACGGCGAGAACCUGGGCAGGGGUGCCAGGCGGGCAGAGGGGCUGCGCUCGUACUCAGGGGACCCGUGUCGCCUGCGCCAGGGUGUGACGGAGCACUCCGCUUUGUCCUGGACGGAGCGCCUCUGGAGAAGGCAGCACAACCAGCCCGUCGCCUCCUGGGGGGGUCUCAGCUGGGGCGGGCAGAGGAGCUGGGGCCACAAGACUCUCGGCUGCACGGGCCCUUGGCCCGACUCUGCGUGGCCGUUCCGAUGCCUGCUGGAGAACGCGGCUGCCAUCCUCAUCCACUUCAUCCUCAUCCACUUCAUCCUCAUCCACUUCCUCCUCAUCCACUUCCGACAGCACGAGCAGCAUCUUGAUUAA
This is a messenger RNA of Egretta garzetta (little egret), 7415 nucleotides long. RefSeq names its product epiplakin 1 (gene EPPK1). Gene Ontology annotation, biological process: wound healing; intermediate filament bundle assembly. The record is from RefSeq and is a predicted model, not a curated record. Gene Ontology annotation, cellular component: keratin filament; membrane; cell junction. The transcript is spliced from 8 exons. Gene Ontology annotation, molecular function: keratin filament binding; structural molecule activity. Lineage: Eukaryota; Metazoa; Chordata; Aves; Pelecaniformes; Ardeidae. The annotation marks the transcript as partial.